ACUCUGUCGUCUUUAAUAAUAUAUAAGACAUUAGAUGGAGAAGGAUGGGUCAAACCACAUUUCCCCAUAGCAUUUGAACGCAUCACUUUAAGGAGUGGAAAAGUGUCAGCAGCUCAUUUCAGCCCAGCGCCUGUUGCAACAGCCACAGUGCCUCUGCAUCAUCUCAGUGAGAAAUGGCUCCAAAAAAGCCCACAAAGGUUCUAGAAGAUAUCUUGGAGAACCUGUCAGAGAGGAACUUUAAGAAGUUCUGCUCAGGACUUGUGGGCCGGGAUAAGCGUGUCAAGAAGAACCAGGUGGAGAAUAAAGACUUCUUGGAAGUUGCAGAGGUGAUGAUUGAGAAAUACGCAGAUGAAGCUCUGAAGGUGGCCGAGGAGCUGCUCAGAGACAUCGACUGCCAACAGGCAGCAAACGACUUGGUUGCAGAGGUUAAAGAGGCAGGUUUACGUUGGGAAGAUGAUUCCACCAGUGAAAUGACAGUGAAAGACUUUUGGAUGUCCAAAAAGGAUGAUCCAGAGGUUUACUGUGUGACUGAAGACAACUACAGGAACCGCGUCGCUCUGCUGAUCACUAACAUCAAGUUUUCUGAUGAGAAACUGGACAGACAUGGAGCAGAGAAAGACGAGGAGAACAUGGAGAAACUUCUCCAAAGUCUGGGAUAUGAGGUGGUAAAAUGCCAAAACCUCACUGGAAAGGGGAUUGAUGACGCUUUAAAAGGCUUUGCUAAACAUCCCAAACUGAAGCAGACUGACAGCGUGUUUGUGGUUAUUAUGUCUCACGGCAAACUGGGGAAAAUUCUUGGGGCUGACUGGAGAGAGGACAACCCAGAUGAAUUUGCAGUUGACAAAAUUUACAGAUGCCUGAACUCCAACGGCUGUCAGGCACUAAUAAACAAACCAAAGGUCGUCAUCCUACAGGCCUGCAGAGGAGUAAGAAGUGGAGCCACAACUUGGGUCCAUGACGGUGAAAGCACCGGGCGCCCUGCUCCACCGCCUGAGGACCAUGUACCAGAGCUGGAUAAAUCUGCACACGUAGAAAAAGACUUCAUUGCUCUUCUCGCCAGCACUCCUGACAAUAAGGCGUACAGAGAGACACAAAAUGGGUCCAUCCUCAUCCAGAACAUCGUGAAGGUUUUCACUCCAGAAUCAUAUCAGAAACACAUUAUUGAUCUUUUCACCAAGGUCCAGGACCUUGUUUCAAAAUGUGGUGACGACCAACAGAAACAGAUGCCCGUUAUUGACAGAAUGACGCUGAACAAGAAGUUUUAUCUCUAUCCUGGACUCCUGGACAGCAGCCACUAAUAUGACAUGUUUUAAUAUGAUAGGAAGUAGAACGUUUAGUACUUUUUUCUCUGUCCGAUUAUGUAUAACGGAGCAGUAAGUAAAUGUGACAAGUUUCCUUUUGAGUUACGAGAUUCUGAAAGUGUGGAUUCUAAACUUCAUAAUGAUAUCAAACAUUGACAAAAAAUGAGGAAGAUAUGGUCAGCUGAAUGCUAGUUUAAAGUUUUCCCCAAACUGCUGAUCUGCUAACUAAUUCUGUUACUUUGCAUUAAUUCCACCUUCAGCACUGAAAAACUCUCAUUAACCAGCUUCUGUCUGGCUGAUCUAGCUGGAAAUAUACAUUUCUAAAAGUUUUCACAUGUUGUGAGUUUCUGUCUUGUCAGUGUUUGUCAUGGAGUCAUCUGUAAAAAUCUGAAUUCACUUUAACAAGAAAUCUACAUCACACCAUCAUCCUGUUCAGUGGCUUCAGUGACUGUAUUAUUGACAUUAAACAAGACCAAGACAAAAGUAAUGACACAAAAUAACUUUAAUCUACAUCUAUGUACAUAAGAGACAUUAUGACAAAUUUAAAUGGCACAUAGUUUUAAAUCUGUGGUUGUUGGAUUAUCAUGAUUUCUGGAUGUUUGGGUUUUUUGGUUUGUGGUUUUUGUUUCGGGUUGUUCAUGGUUCAAAGUUUUGCAUUAUUAGUUUUUCUUUGUAAGUUUGUUUGUAUGAAUUAUUCUGGGGUCCUGAAUAGUUUCUGUUAUUUCUGUUAGUGCUUUAGUUUGUUUCAUUCUAGAUGAAGUCAGUAAUCAGGCCCGUUGCAUCUACCUGAGUUCCUGUAUCACUCAUGGUGCUCACCUGUUUCACCUGCCGCUCCUGUCUUUGCUCACUGCUGGAUUCUUGUUUCUGAUUCGAAGAAACAACAUGAAAGGAAGGCAGCAGGUGUGCACAUUACCCGUACCCAAUAAAGUGACAAAAAACAACAAUACAGGACUCUUCUGAGGUCCUGGAAU
Molecule: messenger RNA, 2272 nt
Organism: Poecilia latipinna (sailfin molly)
Lineage: Eukaryota; Metazoa; Chordata; Actinopteri; Cyprinodontiformes; Poeciliidae
Product: caspase-4-like
Exons: 8
Coding region: 174-1298 (374 amino acids)
Biological process (GO): regulation of inflammatory response; proteolysis
Cellular component (GO): IPAF inflammasome complex; NLRP3 inflammasome complex; AIM2 inflammasome complex
Molecular function (GO): cysteine-type endopeptidase activity
Source: RefSeq, a predicted model, not a curated record